GCCAACAACGGGUCCCGCCAUGGUCACUGGAUGAUUGAAACCCCAAAAAAAAUGUGUCGUUCAAGGAGGAAAACGCGGGUGUGAGUGUGUGAGAUGCAUUCCUUUCAGAAAGUCCAAAACUAUUCGUCGCUUGCUGGUCCGAUCUCGAUGACAUAACGAAUCUUCAUCGCUGACAAUACCUAUGCAUUCUAUCCCUUACAAAGAGAUCGAAGGCGAACUUCGGGUCAGAGCAUUCUUCUAACGCUCGGUAGAGCUCCUUUAAAUCUGGGUCUGUACUCAAGUUGAGUAAAGAGCUGAGCUUUUGGUGAAGAAUCCAUUGAUUUGAAGUGGAACUUGGAGUGAAUCGAUGUCAAUUCUUCUCGCUAUAGGGUGUUGAUUUGGUUGUGUAAGAAAUCAGAAAUUUGGGGUUCAAUUUCGACGGCGGAAGGAUAUUGUGGGAAAACGAAGGCAACGGUCUAGCAUAUAUAUUUUGAAAUUGAAGGGAAUUUGCUGUACUAGAAGUAUAAAGUUCUGCUUUUUCGUGUAAAGGGAAUGGCGACUCCUGUUGAGCCUCCAAAUGGGAUCAGGAGUGAAGGAAAGCAUUAUUACACCAUGUGGCAAGCCCUGUUUGAGAUUGAUACAAAAUAUGUGCCCAUCAAGCCUGUUGGUCGAGGAGCGUAUGGAAUUGUAUGCUCUUCAGUCAACCGAGAAACCAAUGAAAAAGUUGCCAUUAAAAAGAUACAAAAUGCUUUUGAAAACCGGGUUGAUGCACUAAGGACUUUGCGUGAAUUGAAACUUCUUCGGCAUCUCCAACAUGAAAAUGUGAUUGCUUUGAAAGAUAUCAUGAUGCCGAAUCAUAGAAGAAGUUUCAAGGAUGUCUACCUGGUUUAUGAACUUAUGGACACAGAUUUGCAUCAGAUUAUUAGGUCUUCACAAGCACUGUCUAAUGAUCACUGCCAAUAUUUCCUCUUUCAGUUGCUUCGGGGCUUGAAGUAUCUUCAUUCAGCCAACAUCCUUCAUCGUGACUUGAAGCCUGGGAAUCUUCUAAUCAAUGCAAACUGUGACCUAAAAAUAUGUGAUUUUGGGUUAGCACGCACCAACAGCAGCAAGAACCAGUUCAUGACUGAGUAUGUUGUCACUCGGUGGUAUCGAGCACCAGAACUUCUGCUUUGCUGUGACAAUUAUGGGACAUCUAUUGAUGUCUGGUCUGUGGGAUGCAUCUUUGCAGAGCUUCUUGGACGAAAACCUAUUUUCCCUGGUUCAGAGUGCCUGAAUCAGCUAAAACUAAUUAUCAAUAUUCUUGGCAGCCAAAGGGAGGAGGAUCUUGAAUUCAUUGAUAAUCCUAAGGCAAAGAGGUACAUCAAAUCACUUCCAUCUUCUCCAGGAACACCCUUUUCCCGGCUUUACCCGAACGCCCAUCCAUUGGCAAUUGAUCUACUGCAGAAAAUGCUUGUUUUCGACCCAUCAAAGAGGAUUAGUGUUACUGAAGCACUCCAACAUCCUUAUAUGUCCCCUCUAUAUGAUCCUAACAGCGACCCUCCAGCCAUCGUUCCUAUUGAUCUUGACAUGGAGGAAGAUUUGGGAGAAGAGAUGAUAAGGGAGAUGAUGUGGAAGGAAAUGCUUCAUUACCAUCCUGAAGCUGCGAUGGCAGAUACGCUCGUGUGCUCAUGAUCUUAUUUUCUUUUGUUUUCCCAUUUUGUUACCUUUUUGUGAUGGCAAGAGGAGUCUAAUAACUAAGUUUGCUCCAAAUAAGUAGGAAGGCUUUGAUAUGAUGAGCUUAAUAUAUGUUCUGUUUCCUCCUUAUGGAGGACCUACAGAACAACAGCAAAAGAGGGUCAUGCUGGGAGGUGAAGCAUUACUGCGUUUUGCUAAUAGUAGAUGUUAACUAUUAGUUUGCAUGAGAGUAAAGCCCCAUUUUUGGUUCCUCACAGAUCGGGUGUUUCUCAAUUUAGUCCCUCACAGAAUUAUUUUCUCAGCUUGUGAUUAUCCAAAUAUAUAACUAUCAUCAUUUAUGUCCUGUUAUUAAUCUGAUGUUUAUGCAUCUGCGCGGGACAUUAUUGAUAAUAGUUUCAUCUACAAGGGAUUAAAUUAAAUUAGGAAAUAUUUCCUGUAAAGGAAAAAAAUGAAAAGACAAUGAUGAGGGAUCAAAUUUUAAAACUAAUCUGUGAGAUUAAAUUGAAAAUUACUCAAUUUAUGAGAUACCAACGUGGGGCUUUUAGUUGUUUACAUGUUCAGAGCUGUUUUGUAUCUGAGUCUGAGCUGGUAACCUGGUUCGAGCUGUAAAUGCUUUUGAAACCAUGUAAAUUUGGUCUAACGUUUAUCAAUAUGAUGUAUGAUUAGAGAAAGAAAACACGUUUUUGUUUGCUUGGCUGGGCAUGGAA
Prosopis cineraria is the source of this 2360-nucleotide messenger RNA. RefSeq names its product mitogen-activated protein kinase homolog NTF3. The record is from RefSeq and is a predicted model, not a curated record. Gene Ontology annotation, molecular function: MAP kinase activity; ATP binding. Gene Ontology annotation, biological process: protein phosphorylation; intracellular signal transduction. The coding region runs from base 532 to 1650 and encodes 372 amino acids. Lineage: Eukaryota; Viridiplantae; Streptophyta; Magnoliopsida; Fabales; Fabaceae. The transcript is spliced from 3 exons. Gene Ontology annotation, cellular component: cytoplasm; nucleus.